AUGGGCUUGCAAGACAUCGAAGCGCGGACUACCAGGGCUGUCGGCGUGGUUGAUGAUGACGCUCAAGGAGAUCGAAAGCCAUCACACGACGCUUUUGCACGUACAGGCGAAGAGGCAUCCUUCGACCUGGCAGCGAAGUUCCUCCGGAUGGACCGCGCAACCCGCCGUGCAAUCGCUUUGCAAUACCAGCCGGACGAGUCUUUCAUGGAUACGUCCCCAGACGACCUUUCGCCCGUCACGAUCGAUGAAGGCAGGCGUACAUGUUCGACCAAGCUUGAGGUUCAUCCAACCCUACCAUUCCGCGGCAAGGAGUCGGACUCCAGUCUAAGAUCAAGGAAAUACUGCCGGAGUAUUCCCUCCAUCGACAGCCUCGAAAGCCGUCCCGAAUCGACCAAGGAGACUGCUCGCGAACGCAUCUCGGGCGACUCUGGCUACGGCUCAGAUUACCGUCGAAGGCGUAUCCAGUCUGAGUACCUCCGUAGUGCCGAUGGAAGCAUCCAGAGACGAGAGGCGGCGGCCGGGGCUGACUCUACGGGGACCACGGCCAAUCCACAGUCACGGCAAGGUCGACAGCAUCGUAUCCCUACCCGUGUUGAGUACGAUGAUUCCGAUAUCGAGGAAUCGUUUCCUGAGUCUCGCCAUUCCACUGCCUCGUUCCGUAGAAAUGCCUUGUCUGCCAACCCUGUCGGCGGGAAGAGUGCUGAUGCCUACGGGCAAGCUACUCGGAGACGCCCAAAGCCAGACGAGCAAUCACGUCAAGCAAAGGGCCUUCGAAGAGUCAGGGGCAGCACAGCCCUGAGGCCAGAAAACCCAACCAAUUCACCAACCAAUUCGUCACCAACCAAUUCGUCACCAACCAAUUCGUCACCAACUCAAAGGUCCAACAAUCAGAUUCCUGACCGCCCUUCUCUCGAAACACUGGACGAUGCCAGUUUAUCAGAAAAGGGUGAUCAGCCCAAGCUUGAGACAGACACCACAGGCAUCCAGAAUACCCUCCUGUCGAUGUCAAGGAUGAAGCCUCGACCAAGAUCCGAAGUUACAUCUCUGUCUAUCCCUUGGUCGGUAGCUUCAUCGCGCCCACGCUCCGAAAUGUUCCUUUGCAUCGCAGAAUGCUCGGAAUCGACUGGUGAUAGCGACGGAAACUCCCCUAUCGAGUCCAGCAUCUUCUCUAUUCCGGAGUCGCCCAUCGAGGAGCAUCACAUCCACCCGGACGACCCCUUUCAGCACCGUCUGGAUGACGCGAUCACUGCCGUCACUCGGCAUUACCGUGCGUGGCAAGUUCAGCAAAGGGGUGGCUCAACCGGCGAGAAGGGCACCAAGCGAGCAAAUGUUUCAACCCCGGACUCUUCUCAUCACGCAAGAAAACGUCCCCACACUGGGAAGCAAGAUCGACCACGUUUGGAAGAGGAUGAUGAUGCUGGACCAGGGUAUAAACGUGCUAGGUUCCCAACUUCAUCCUCUGCUUCAGGGAGACAGCUUGCCUGCCCUUUUUGGAAGAAAGAUCCCGAGAAUCAUCGCCAAUGCCACAAGAAGGUUCUCAGCAAAAUCAAAUAUGUCAAGCAACACCUCUAUCAAUUCCAUGAGGCGCCCAUAACGUCAGCCUGCUGCGGUGCCGUAUUCGAGACCGAAGGCGCGCACGACCAACAUGUCCGCGCGCGGCAAUGCCAGAUUAUUCCGGGAGGUGUACAAAGGCAGGGGCUGACCCGCGCUCAAAUUCAGGAGAUUCAUCGUCGUGCGGAUCCAAGAAAGACCGAGGGGGAAAAGUGGUUUGCCAUAUGGGACAUUUGCUUCCCUGGCCACCCUCAUCCGACAUCAGCAUACAUCGACAACGAUCUCUCUGAAGACCUUCGCAGCUUCCGUGAGUACUUCACGAGCCAAAGCGCCAGUAUCACAUCGGACUUUCUUCACGGCAGUCCAUCCGACAGACGCAUCGAAAACGAACAUGUUGUGCUUUCUUCGGCGUUGGAAAGGAUAUAUGACGACUGGGCUGCGGCAAGGGGGCUGCGAGCCAUUCCGAGUUUACCGACUCCGCCAAGGACGGAGCCUUCCAAUCCCACAGACUCGGACGGUGGAAGUCAUGACUCUUUACCAGUAAGAGCGGCGAUGCAUGAAGUCUUGCACCGUGAAAGUCUUGCAGAUGAACGUCCACAAGGGUAUGGGCAGACUGCAUACAUGGUUGAUCCAGUUCUAUCCGUUCCGGCGAGCAGCUUACAGCUUCAGGAUCUUGGGUUUGAUGGCCCGGGAUUUCUACAGCAAGACCCCCUUUAUAACGACCUUGCAGGUCUCGAAGGGGUUGACAACAUGUACGCAGAUGCUCGAGACUGGGACCAACGGUUACAUGGGCAUGGACCGCCAUAUACGAGGUAA
Colletotrichum aenigma is the source of this 2367-nucleotide messenger RNA. RefSeq lists its product as uncharacterized. The transcript has a single exon. Bases 1 to 2367 code for a protein of 788 amino acids. The record is from RefSeq and is a predicted model, not a curated record. NCBI's taxonomy places the organism in Eukaryota, Fungi, Ascomycota, Sordariomycetes, Glomerellales, Glomerellaceae.